This is a messenger RNA of Phaeoacremonium minimum UCRPA7, 612 nucleotides long. Its product is annotated as putative yl1 nuclear protein. The transcript has a single exon. The coding region runs from base 1 to 612 and encodes 203 amino acids. The record is from RefSeq and is a predicted model, not a curated record. Gene Ontology annotation, cellular component: Ino80 complex. Gene Ontology annotation, biological process: chromatin remodeling. Lineage: Eukaryota; Fungi; Ascomycota; Sordariomycetes; Togniniales; Togniniaceae.
AUGUCAAAGAACACAGACAUGUCAAAGGAGGAGUCGCAGGCGGCGCAUUUGGCCCUGAUCGAGCAGCUCGAUGUGCACUCGAUCCACAAGACCUUUCGCAACGCACAUUGGCGGCCCAACCAGCGACGCAACAAGAACAUCAAGACGAUCCUCGGCGACGCCUCGCGCAAAGAGGCCUCAGUGAUUGCCACGCCUCAGGACGACAGCGGCGCGGUCACCCCUGCCAACGACCCCAAUGAUUCCGGCCUGUCCACCAGCGGCACCAGCACGCCGGCCGUCUCUUCGGCCAGGGGCAACGAGAGCCUCCAGCCAAACCUCGCCCAGGCCUCGCGUAGCCUCUCGAAGCUGGUGCUGGAAAAGAGCUUGCGGCCGGCGAACGGUGGCGGCUUGUCAUCAGCGCCGAGUGCGACGUACACAAACAUUGAAAGCGCUCCAUCGUUGGCGCCAAUGAAGCGCUACUGCGACAUCACUGGCCUGCCGGCACCAUACACAGACCCGAAGACCAGAUUACGCUAUCACAACAAGGAGGUCUUUGGCAUGAUCCGAACCUUCCCUCAGGGCGUUGCGGAGCAGUUCUUAGAGGCUAGAGGAGCACACACGGUGCUGAAGUAA